Molecule: messenger RNA, 1406 nt
Organism: Pipistrellus kuhlii (Kuhl's pipistrelle)
Lineage: Eukaryota; Metazoa; Chordata; Mammalia; Chiroptera; Vespertilionidae
Gene: ATF4
Product: activating transcription factor 4
Exons: 3
Coding region: 270-1328 (352 amino acids)
Biological process (GO): regulation of transcription by RNA polymerase II
Cellular component (GO): nucleus; ATF4-CREB1 transcription factor complex; ATF1-ATF4 transcription factor complex
Molecular function (GO): DNA-binding transcription activator activity, RNA polymerase II-specific; RNA polymerase II transcription regulatory region sequence-specific DNA binding
Source: RefSeq, a predicted model, not a curated record
CCUCUCCCGCUGCAGAUGUAGUCUCUUGAACGUGUCCCUCCCUCCCUCCUCCGCUCCCACAGCUCCGGCCGACAUGGCGCACUAGAGGCAGCAGUGCCAGCGGCAGCAUUGGCCUUCGCAGCGGCGGCAGCAGCACCAGGCUCUGCAGCGGCACCUCCCAGCGGCUUAAGCCAUGGCGCUUUUCACGGCAUUCAGCAGCAGCCUUGCUGUAACCGACAAGGACACAUUCGAAUUGAACACAUUCCUCGAUUCCAGCAGAGCCCCACAACAUGACCGACAUGAGCUUCUUGAGCAGCGAGGUGUUGGUGGGGGGCUUGAUGUCCCCCUUCAGCCAGUCGGCUUUGGGGGCUGAAGAAAGCUUAGAUCUCCUAGACGACUACCUGGAGGUGGCCAAGAACUUGAAACCCCAUGGGUUCUCCAGCGACCAGGCGAAGGCGGGCUCCGAAUGGCUGGCUGCGGAUGGGUUGGUCAGUGCCUCAGACAACGGCAAGGAGGAUGCCUUUUCGGGGACAGAUUGGAUGGUGGAGAAAAUGGAUCUCAAGGAGUUUGACUUCGAUGCCCUGUUAAGUUUGGGUGACCUGGAUACCAUGCCCGAUGAUGAGCUUUUGGCCACCUUGGAUGACCCCUGUGAACUCUUUGACCCCUUAGACCAGGAGAUUAAUAAGGAGCCCCUCCAUACAGUGAACCCAAUUGGCCAUCUUCCAGAAAGUUUACUACAAACUGAUCAGGUUGCCCCCUUCACCUUCCUGCAACCUCUUGCCCUUAACCCAGAGGCCCUGCCCUGCACUCCGGAGCAUUCAUUCAGUUUAGAGCUGGGAAGUGAAGUUGACAUCUCUGAAGGAGAUAGGAAAUCAGACUCCGCUACUUUUAUUACCAUAGUCCCUCAAAGCAUCAAGGAGGAGGAGGGCACCUCAGACAAUGACAGUGGCGUCUGUAUGAGCCCCGAGUCCUACCUGGGCUCUCCCCAGCAUAGCCCCUCCACCUCCAGGGCCUCCCCAAACAGGAACCUGCUGUCUCCAGCUACCCCCUGUGGGUCUGCUGGCCCCAAACCCUACGACCCUCCUGUAGAGAAGGUGGUGGUAGCAAAAGUAAAGGGUGAGAAGCUAGAUAAAAGGCUGAAAAAGAUGGAGCAGAACAAGACGGCAGCCACUAGGUACCGCCAGAAGAAGCGAGCGGAGCAGGAGGCCCUCACCGGGGAGUGCAAGGAGCUAGAGAAGAAGAACGAGGCUCUGAAAGAGAAGGCCGAUUCCUUGGCCAAGGAGAUCCAGUAUCUGAAAGAUCUGAUAGAAGAGGUCCGCAAAGCCAGGGGGAAGAAAAGGGCCCCCUAGGUAGGGUAGUCGGUGUGUCUUGUACAUAGGAGGCUUGUGCUGGAGAUUGUAUUAUAAUAAAUUAUUUUGUAGUGAAAG